AUGGAUCUAUUGCCCAUAGAGAACGAGAUACCCUUUCCAUGGACUGUCAACAUUUUCCGCGAACCAAACAGGCCCCGCGGGUUGCCGCCAGAGGAAGCAAGCCCGUACCACCGAACCUGGGCGCAUGGAUCAGCAGCCCCAUCCCCGACCAGACCUGCGGGUUUCCCCCUGCGGAAGCAAGCCCGUACCACCGAACCUGGGCGCAUGGAUCAGCAGCCCCAUCCCCGACCAGACCUGCGGGUUUCCCCCUGCGGAAGCAAGCCCGUACCACCAAACCUGAGCGCAUGGAUCAGCAGCCCCAUCCCCGACCAGACCUGCGGGUUUCCCCCUGGGGAAGCAAGCCCGUACCACCGAACCUGGGCGCAUGGAUCAGCAGCCCCAUCCCCGACCAGACCUGCGGGUUUCCCCCUGCGGAAGCAAGCCCAUACCAUCGAACCUCGGCGCAUGGAUCAGCAGCCCCAUCCCCGCCCAGAUCUGCGGGUUGCCCCUGCGGAAGCAAGCCCGUACCACCGAACCUGGGCGCAUGGAUCAGCAGCCCCAUCCCCGACCAGACCUGCGGGUUUCCCCCUGCGGAAGCAAGCCCGUACCACUGAACCUGGGCGCAUGGAUCAGCAGCCCCAUCCCCGACCAGACCUGCGGGUUUCCCCCUGCGGAAGCAAGCCCGUACAACCAAACCUGGGCGCAUGGAUCAGCAGCCCCAUCCCCGACCAGACCUGCGGAUUUCCCCCUGCGGAAGCAAGCCCGUACCAUCGAACCUCGGCGCAUGGAUCAGCAGCCCCAUCCCCGACCAGACCUGUGGGUUGCCCCCUGCGGAAGCAAGCACGUACCACCGAACCUGGGCGCAUGGAUCAGCAGCCCCAUCCUUGUCCAGACCUGCGGUUUGCCCCCUGCGGAAGCAAGCCCAUACCAUCGAACCUCGGCGCAUGGAUCAGCAGCCCCAUCCCCACCCAGAUCUGCGGGUUGCCCUCUGCGGAAGCAAGCCCGUACCACUGA
Dermacentor andersoni is the source of this 993-nucleotide messenger RNA. The record is from RefSeq and is a predicted model, not a curated record. NCBI's taxonomy places the organism in Eukaryota, Metazoa, Arthropoda, Arachnida, Ixodida, Ixodidae.